AGUGUGGAUGGUUAGCAUUUUUGACUUUGAUCCGCAGGACAGGCUUCAGUCAGCGUCUCAGUGUCCAACAGUGUGAUCCAGGAGAACGUGGACAUUGGUAUGGUGUACCAGAUAUUUGCAGAUGAAAUCCUCGGUUCUGGCCAGUUCGGAGUGGUGUAUGGGGGGAAGCACAGGAAGACGGGGCGCGACGUGGCGGUGAAGGUGAUUGACAAGCUGCGCUUCCCCACCAAGCAGGAGAGCCAGCUGAGGAACGAGGUGGCCAUACUGCAGGUGACCACCAGAGGGAGACGCAGAUACACAUUUUCAACGGGUCUCCCACUACAAGUCUAGUUCAUCAGCUAAUUGUGGCUGGUGACUUACUGCCGCCACACAAGUGUUGCAUCCCAAAUGGCACAGUAUUUUUACCCUGGUAAAAAGUUGUGCGAUAUGUAAGGAAUGGGGUGCCAUUUGGCAUUCAAACCUCGAAUACACUACACGCUAUCAGCAACAAAAGAGGGAUCAAAUUAAGAUCCAACAUCUGUACAGGCCACGAGGGUCCAUUUUUACAUCAUGGGGUCGUCAUGCCAACUGCAUUCAAUUACAUUGGCAGGUUUUGCAGCAUCGUUAUCAUCUCUAUGGGGUGUAGUUAGAUAAAGGUCAAAUGACAAGUAAACACUGCCUUCACACUAUACUCUAACUAACUGAUACUCAUUCUAGAUCUCUCGCACUCUUCCAUCCCCCUCCGCUCUACCUCUCUGUUUCUUUCUCUCCCUCCCUGUGUGUCACUUCCCCUUCUUCUUCUGCCCGUUCUCUCUCUUC
This is a messenger RNA of Salvelinus sp. IW2-2015, 798 nucleotides long. Its product is annotated as serine/threonine-protein kinase D2-like. The record is from RefSeq and is a predicted model, not a curated record. Gene Ontology annotation, molecular function: ATP binding; protein kinase activity. NCBI's taxonomy places the organism in Eukaryota, Metazoa, Chordata, Actinopteri, Salmoniformes, Salmonidae. Gene Ontology annotation, biological process: protein phosphorylation.